Messenger RNA from Microthlaspi erraticum, 690 nucleotides. Lineage: Eukaryota; Viridiplantae; Streptophyta; Magnoliopsida; Brassicales; Brassicaceae. The record is from the annotation of a GenBank genome assembly.
AUGCCUAAAUCAAAGAGAGACAGACCAGUGACUUUGUCGAAGACGAAGAAGAAAGGAAGAGAGCACAAAGAGUGUAUUGUGAAUGGAAUCAGAGAGGCAGUGGAGAAGUUCACAUCGGUCUAUGUUUUCUCAUUUGAAAACAUGAGAAAUCUCAAAUUCAAAGAGUUUAGACAGCAGUUUAGGCACAAUGGAAAGUUCUUCCUUGGCUCGAACAAAGUCAUGCAGGUUGCUAUCGGCCGCUCUGCUUCUGAUGAGAUCCGUCCUGGUAUCUACAAAGUAUCCAAGCUGCUUCAUGGUGAUGCUGGACUUCUUGUUACUGAUAUGCCAAAGGAAGAGGUCGAAAGCUUGUUUAACGCUUAUGAAGAUGCCGACUUUUCAAGAACCGGAAGCACUGCUGUUGAAACGGUUGAAUUGAAGGAAGGUCCUUUAGAACAGUUCACACAUGACAUGGAGCCGCUUCUUAGGAAGCAGGGUAUGCCUGUUAGACUCAACAAAGGUACGAUAGAGUUAAUCUCCGACUUUGUAGUUUGUGAAGAAGGGAAACCACUCUCGCCAGAAUCUUCCCGCAUUUUGCGUCUGUUGGGGAUGAAGUUGGCUACUUUCAAACUGAGCUUAGUCUGCAGAUGGAGCCCUAGUGGCCUUGAGCUUUACCGUGAGGGUUUGGAUCUCUCUGACGUUGAAACCUCUUAG